Molecule: messenger RNA, 462 nt
Organism: Tinamus guttatus (white-throated tinamou)
Lineage: Eukaryota; Metazoa; Chordata; Aves; Tinamiformes; Tinamidae
Source: RefSeq, a predicted model, not a curated record
AUGGAAACAGCCAACGUGACGCUGGACCCGGCCACGGCUCAUCCGCGCCUCGUCCUCUCCGCGGAUCACCGGAGCGUGCGCUGGGAAUACCUGACGCCGGAGCCUCCAUCGGAUCCGCGCCGCUUCCGCGCCGAUCCCUGCGGGCUCUACUGCGCUGUGGGAGUGAGCCGGGAAUCUCCGGCCCGGAAAAGCGGCGCCGGCUUCAGCCCGGCCGAGGGAAUUUGGGCCGUGCAGCAAUGGGGAUUCCAGAACCGGGCGCUCACGGAGCCGCCGACGCUCCUGGCGCUGCCGCGGGUGCCCCGGCGCAUCCGGGUGUCCCUGGAUUACGAAUGGGGAGAGGUGGCGUUUUGGGAUGCCGAGAGCCGGGAUCCCAUCUUCACCUUCCCGCCGGCCGCUUUUGCCGGAGAGCGGGUCCGGCCCUGGUUCUGGCUGGAGUUGGGAUCGUUGUCCCUCGCGCGGUGA